Malurus melanocephalus (red-backed fairy wren) is the source of this 1241-nucleotide messenger RNA. It is a transcript of the gene TMUB1, whose product is annotated as transmembrane and ubiquitin like domain containing 1. The transcript is spliced from 2 exons. The record is from RefSeq and is a predicted model, not a curated record. Gene Ontology annotation, molecular function: protein binding. Bases 135 to 839 code for a protein of 234 amino acids. NCBI's taxonomy places the organism in Eukaryota, Metazoa, Chordata, Aves, Passeriformes, Maluridae.
GAAGCGGCGCGAUGGCGGCCGGAGUUCGGCCCGGUGCGGCCGCGGUCCCGGUCCCGGUUUCCCGCGGCCCCGCGGGCUGAGGCCGCCCCCGCCCGGUACUCCCUCCCGGUGCUUCCCGCGGUUCUGCCGCCGCCAUGGCGCUCAUCGAGGGUGUCGGUGACGAGGUGACUGUGCUGUUCGCGCUGCUGCUGGCGGCCGCCGUGCUGGGGCUCGCCUGGGCCUCCACGCGCGCCCCCGAGCCCGCGGCACCGCCGACUGAGGCGGCCCCGAGCACGGCCCCCGCCGAGCGUAAGGCCCCGGCCCCGGCCCCGGCCGAGGGAGCAGCGGCCUCCGAUGAGGCGGCGGGGCUGCGGCACCGGGACCCUCCCGCGGCCGCCCCCGAGGGCCCCGCCGAGCCCACGCUGGUGCUGCGGCUCAAGUUCCUGAACGACACRGAACGCCUGGCGCGGGUGCGCCCCGGAGACACCGUUGGUGCGCUCAAGAGGACCUACUUCCCCGGGCAGGAGCAGCAGGUGCGGUUGAUCUACCAGGGGCAGCUGCUGCGUGACGAUGCCCAGAGCCUGGCAGGGCUGCACCUGGGCCACCUGAGCGUCCUGCAUUGCCACCUGUCCCCACCCAGUGCGGCCCCCACAGCYCCCAGCACCCCCGGCCCCCGCAGCCCUGCACCUGCUGCGCUGGGUGUGGGCAGCCUGGCGCUGCCGCUCUUCGUGCUGCUGCUGGCCCUUCUCUGGUACCUGCAGCUACAACACCGCCACGUCUUCACCGCCACCGCCACCACCUGCCUGGCCGGCCUGACCCUGCUCGUCACCUUUGUGGCCUUCGCCAUGUACCGCAGAUAGCGCCGCCUGGACCAGCACCUGGGACACGGGGGACCUAGAGCCACACCUCGGACAUUUAGAGCCUGACUAGCCCACGUGGGACAUGGGGGGCUCUGCCUACAGCCCACCCAAUACAUCCAGGGCACGUGGUGCCUGUCCAGUGCACCUAAACUGGGGGAAGGCUGGGCCCUGGACUGUGCCUUCCAGGGUCCUGGGAGUCCCAGGCAGGUCCCCACCCAUGCCCUUUCUGCACACAGGGGCUGUUGCAGGAGUGGGGACUCAGCUACCUCUGGAGGAGUCCCAGUGCCCCCUGUCCUUGCACGGAGAAUUCCCCCAGCCACGCGGCAUGGAGAAGCUCCGCGAAUGCACUCCUGCCCGGAGUACUGUCCGUGCCCGGGGAGCUUCUCCGCGUGGAAAUACCGC